AUGUCCUCCUUGGUUAAGAGAUUUGCAUGUGUGAUCGUGCAGCAAGUGCGUCAUUCAACGAAAAGAGCCGCUGGUUCAAGAACCUCUAUGAAAGACUCUGCAGGUAGAAGACUGGGUCCCAAGAAAUAUGAAGGACAACAAGUUAAAACAGGUCAAAUAUUGAUGAGACAAAGAGGAACCAAGUUUUAUCCCGGAGAAAAUGUCGGUAUAGGGAAAGACCAUACUUUGUUCGCUUUGGAACCAGGUAUUGUUAGAUAUUAUUUGGACCCAUUCCAUCCAAAAAGGAAGUUCCUUGGCGUGGCUCUAAGUAGAGAUUAUAGUUUACCAAAGGACCAUUUUGCUCCAAAUGUAAGGAGAUUUGGAAGAGUUGAGAUCAAGAACGAAAAAGUAGCUCAAAUGGAAGAAGAAACAUUACCAAGGAAACAAGAUUUAUUGAAAAGUUCCAUUUUAGAAAAAUUACAAUCUCGUGAUUCGAAGAGAGUUGAACUAGAAGAUCAAUAUUCCAAACUGGUGAAAGAUCAAUUUAAAUUACCAAUUACUGAUGAGGAAGAUUUGCCUUUAGCAACGAAAUAUUUGGCCCGUUUGAGAUCUUCUUUGAAAAACGGAUUCCCACUUGAAGAUGCUCAAUUUUAUUCCAAAUGUUACCUUGAAAUGAAUAUGAAAUUGAAAUCACAAAAAGAAAAAUGGUCGCAAGACAUUAUUGAAAAGGAACAAACGAGGAUUGCUGAACUAACGACCUUAUUGGAUAAAUCAGUUUCAUUCUCCAAUAAAUUAGAUCUAAUUCCGUAUUUAUCGCAGGAAACUAGAAACAAUUUAAAAUCAGAAUUUAUUGAUAAAUUACGAACCAACUUCCCUGAAAUAAAAACUAAGAAGGACAGGAAGGCAAUUAAAGAAUUAUUUAAUGAUGCAAAUAGAUUUUUGACCUUGUCAGAGGAAGUCAAAUUAAGAAGAACAUAUUUAAAACCGAUCAUGUCCGAAUCAUUGGAAGAUACAUUAAUAAAAGAUAAAAAUAUUGAUAAGAAAACAAUGAAAAAAAUUACUAUAAUAAAACGUUUCAAUUAUGAAAGACACCGUGUAGAUACAAUUGUGAGAACGAAUAGUGCAUUUCUCAACAAACUCUGA
Messenger RNA from Naumovozyma dairenensis CBS 421, 1122 nucleotides. RefSeq names its product mitochondrial 54S ribosomal protein bL27m (gene MRP7). Lineage: Eukaryota; Fungi; Ascomycota; Saccharomycetes; Saccharomycetales; Saccharomycetaceae. Gene Ontology annotation, molecular function: structural constituent of ribosome. The record is from RefSeq and is a predicted model, not a curated record. Bases 1 to 1122 code for a protein of 373 amino acids. Gene Ontology annotation, cellular component: ribosome; mitochondrial large ribosomal subunit. The transcript has a single exon. Gene Ontology annotation, biological process: translation.